Oryza brachyantha (malo sina) is the source of this 285-nucleotide messenger RNA. Its product is annotated as paired amphipathic helix protein Sin3-like 5. The coding region runs from base 1 to 285 and encodes 94 amino acids. Gene Ontology annotation, molecular function: transcription corepressor activity. NCBI's taxonomy places the organism in Eukaryota, Viridiplantae, Streptophyta, Magnoliopsida, Poales, Poaceae. Gene Ontology annotation, biological process: regulation of DNA-templated transcription. The record is from RefSeq and is a predicted model, not a curated record. The transcript is spliced from 3 exons.
AUGGGGUUCAACCGCUCCCUUAAGCCACCAACUUCAAAGCCUAUGUCAGCAAAGGUGCAUAGGCUGACAAAAGAAGAUGCAUUGAAAUACCUUGGUACAAUCAAGAACAAACUUACAGACCACCCAGACAAGUAUUAUGGGUUCAUCUACAUCAUGAGAGAUUUUUCCAAGGGCAGGAUCAACACUCGCACUGUUAUUGACCGGGUGAGAGUCCUUUUUGCUGGGUAUCCCGACCUACUCCAUGGGUUCAAUAAGUUCUUACCAAGAGGCCUAAAAGUAAUUUGA